AUGACCCUGUCUGGUGGCAACAGUGCCAACGACAUGUCCGGUCACACGGUGCUCACUGCCGAGGAUGUGGAUAUCGACGUGGUCGGCGAAGGCGAUGAGGGAAUGGAGCGAGACAGCGACUGCGACAGCCAGGGGGGCAUGCAAGACCGCUCGGAGGAGGUGGAGGAGAUAGAAGUGAAGGACAGGUCCGGGAGUCCCUGCGAGAGCGCCGGGGAGGGAGAGACCAAAGCGGACGGCACGGAGAGCGCGUCGGGUGCCAUGAGCAGCAAGCCGAAAAACAGCCUGGUGAAGCCCCCCUACUCCUACAUCGCGCUCAUCACAAUGUCUAUACUCCAGAGCCCGCAGAAGAAACUCACACUCAGCGGGAUCUGCGAGUUCAUCAGCAGCCGGUUCCCGUACUACCGAGAGAAGUUUCCAGCCUGGCAGAACUCCAUCCGGCACAACCUGUCACUGAACGACUGCUUCGUGAAAAUCCCCCGGGAGCCGGGCAACCCUGGUAAGGGCAACUACUGGACACUGGACCCCCAGUCGGAAGAUAUGUUUGACAACGGCAGCUUCCUCAGGAGGAGGAAACGAUUCAAGAGGCACCAGCCAGACAUCCUCAGGGACCAGACAGCCCUCAUGAUGCAAAGUUUUGGGGCUUACAGUAUUGGGAAUCCUUACGGACGUCACUAUGGAAUUCACCCAGCCUACACCCAUCCAGCGGGGAUGUACCCUUACAUGCACCCUGUAGGUCCCAUGCUUCCCCCAACUGUCCCUCUCUUGUCCUCCGCUGAGCUGAACAGAAAAGCCUUCAACUCUCAGCUCAGCCCCAGCCUACAGAUGCAGCUAAACAGCCUGAGCACCGCGUCUAUGAUAAAGUCCGAGCCCUCCAGUAGACCAUCUUUCAGUAUAGAAAACAUCAUCGGGGUAUCCACUUCCUCGAGUGCACAGACUUUCAUGCGGCCUCCGGUGACUGUUCAAUCGGCGUUGUUGAGCGCACAUGCCCUAACCAGGACAACAGCAGCUAUUGCACCAAUGCUUAGCAUGCCAUCUAAUAUCAUGUCGGGACAGUUUUUACCCUCAGUAACCGCAGUGUCCAAAUGGCCUCAAUAG
This is a messenger RNA of Coregonus sp. 'balchen', 1095 nucleotides long. Lineage: Eukaryota; Metazoa; Chordata; Actinopteri; Salmoniformes; Salmonidae. The record is from the annotation of a GenBank genome assembly.